CCGUAUCUUUACAAGUUGAGCGCAACGGGUGGGUGACAACAUCAUAGUUUAGUUGCCUGUCUUCGAUACCCUGUUUCAAGGAAAACGAACCCCCCUCUCUUCCUCUCUGUCUUGGAAACCAAAAUUCAAAGAAAUGGCAGCCAUCUCUCAAUUAAAUCAAUUUCCAUGCAAGACUCUCUCUUCAAAAACACCUCUCUUCUCCCACUUUACUUCUUCAAGACCCUCGAUUAUCCCUCUAAACUCGAUCAAGAACAACCCAACAACCAACAAUUCGAUCUUGAAACCAAGAAUUCUGGUAACCAGAGAACAACCCACCAAGAAAAGGAAUCUUCUCUUGGUUAAGGCUGUGGAUGAGGACGAGGGGAGUCCAGAAGAUGAAGGCCCUCCGGUUGCUUUGGCUGAGAAGGGGGAGGAGGAGCUGAAAGAGCUGGCAGAGGUUGAUCGCUUGAAGGGACAGCUGGUGGAUACUUUUUAUGGGACUGAUCGUGGACUGAAUGCUACCAGUGAGACUAGAGCUGAGGUUGUGGAGCUUAUUACUCAGCUUGAAGCCAGAAACCCCAAUCCUGCUCCCACUGAGGCAUUGACUCUGCUCAAUGGCAAAUGGAUCCUUGCAUACACAUCUUUUGCGGGCUUGUUCCCAUUGCUGUCAAGGGGUACACUGCCAUUGGUAAAGGUUGAGGAAAUAUCUCAGACGAUCGACUCAGAGAACUUAACUGUCCAGAAUUCUGUUCUAUUCUCAGGGCCGCUGGCUACUACAUCCAUUAGUACCAAUGCCAAAUUUGAAGUCCGAAGCCCCAAGCGUGUGCAGAUCAAGUUUGAAGAAGGCAUUAUUGGGACUCCCAAGCUGACAGACUCAAUAGAGUUACCAGAAAAUGUGGAAUUUCUUGGACAAAAGAUCGACCUCACACCCUUCAGAGGCAUAAUCUCCUCCGUGCAGGAUACAGCCUCAUCUGUUGCAAAGACCAUUUCCAGCCAACCACCAUUGAAGUUCUCUAUCUCAAACAGGAAUGCUGAAUCAUGGUUGCUAACCACAUACCUCGACGAUGACCUUCGGAUUUCAAGAGGUGAUGCUGGCAGUGUAUUUGUGCUCAUUAAGGAAGGCAGUCCCCUCUUGACACCGUGAACAAACCAAAAAAGGAAGAAAUCUCCCUAUCAUUUUUCUUUCUUUUCUUCCCCAUGUUUUUCCACCUUCUCGUACAGUGUUGCUUUGCGAAGGAGAUAUUAAAUUGUGUAUGUAAUAAUAUAUGUAUGAAACUAGAAAACUUGACGAAGAUGGUUUUAAUGGAUAUGACAAGACUCCUUUCCCCAUUUCAACAGGGUUUAUAAAUUUUUCA
Molecule: messenger RNA, 1334 nt
Organism: Populus euphratica (Euphrates poplar)
Lineage: Eukaryota; Viridiplantae; Streptophyta; Magnoliopsida; Malpighiales; Salicaceae
Product: plastid-lipid-associated protein, chloroplastic
Exons: 3
Coding region: 134-1123 (329 amino acids)
Source: RefSeq, a predicted model, not a curated record